This is a messenger RNA of Aspergillus steynii IBT 23096, 928 nucleotides long. RefSeq lists its product as uncharacterized. Bases 105 to 641 code for a protein of 178 amino acids. The record is from RefSeq and is a predicted model, not a curated record. Lineage: Eukaryota; Fungi; Ascomycota; Eurotiomycetes; Eurotiales; Aspergillaceae. The transcript has 3 exons.
CAACAUCUGAAUGCCUCACUACACUUCAUCGAGUAUAUCGUGAUUUCCAACUCAAUUGAAUAAAAUUACCUACCACUUUGUUACAUACGUUUUUUUUAACCAUCAUGGAUGUAUUCUACGCUUAUACAUACUCAACGGCCGGAUGGCUGGCGCUACAAAGCAUCCCGCUAGUCACAGUCCCGGAGAUGAUGAGCACCAUGUUGUCUGAGGAAACCAGACCACCUUCUGCGGUUGAGGUUUAUUUCGCACGAUGCCUCGGUUUCAACCUCUUCACGCUUGCCGUUUUAACCGUGAUGUUGACGGGCUCCGUCCCCUUGACCUCCAGCGUAGUGGAACCAGUGACCACGGACGAUUCUGACCCCAAGGCCCCGUAUGCGGUGCCCACUUUGAUUGUAACCACGAUCUCCAGCGGACUCUCAGCGUUCUAUGCGUAUUCGCGCUGGGCAGCCUCGGAUCAGGUCGCCUUUGCCAUCGGAAUGGUGGGAUACUCUCUGCUGGCGUCGGUGGGGCUAUGGUGUAUCCUCUUUGCCAGCAGUAACGGGAAAAUCAGCCGAAAGACAGGGGCCGACAAGAGAACCGCCGGAUUUCCGUUCAAGAACCAGGAGGCAGCCAAGAAACAUGCCGGGAAGAAGAGUUCGUGAGCAGGGAAGAGACGCAGGAGCUGCAUGGGUCAGCGACAGGUGUAUGAACAGGUUGCAUUAAGCUCCACCGGAGGACAGGAUUGAAGAUGGGCUCAGGAGCGGGCGGCGUAAGAACCUUGGGGGUUUAUGGCCGGGUGGCUGAAUCCCUCGGAGCCUAUUUUGGUGGCAUGCCCGGCCAAUGACGCUAUCCUGGCCGGCGCUGAUUGCAUGCGUAUGGAUUUAAUCUAAUCGAACAUCUGUUCCUAUUCUUGGCUGCAGGGCCUGCCCCUGUCCGCCGUCGUUCCUGU